CAACCUCCUGCUGAGUGCCAGUCAAAAAACUGCCGGAGAAGGAAAGUGAAACUUAAGGGUAGACUGGUUUCCGCCCCGGGGAAAGCCUUCUUCCGUGCAGUCUCGGGGUUUGGGAUUGAACGAGCUUUCUCGGCAAUGGUUGACACUGCUGUCUGUCUUUGGAGUCCAGAGCAUGGCAGCCCUUAAUCUCAAGAAGUUACCAAAGGCAGCAAUUCAAAAUGUUCAAGAAUAUGAAGCAUAUGAAAGAACAAUUAUAGUUUCUAAUAUUCCUGUUGGAAAUUUUAAUGAUGAAGUCAUGGCAGGUAUGCUGAAGAAUUAUUUCCAGGCGGCAAAUAAAUAUGGAGAUGUAGAAAAUGUAAUCUAUCCAACAAGAAUCAAAGGAGGUGCAUUUGUGACAUUCAAGGAAAUAAAAGAUGUUGAGAACAUCCUUAAAAAGAAGAAACACUGUCUAAUAAAGGAGGGACUACUUCCAACUUGCCUUACUGUGUCUCAUUUUAGUGAAAAUGUGAUUUAUUGCAUUUUUGUUCACCUUGAUUUAUCUGUUUUUGGAAAGGAAGUUGUUCUAAAAAAUCUGGUGACAGAACUUAAGGAGAAAAUCCCAUCCUUGGAUUUCUGUACAGUGCAACCUAAUGGAAUGGUCAUUGUUAAAGGGUCAUUUUUAGCAAUCAAGAAGCUAAAGGAAGUUCUUUUGUUAAUGGCAAAUUCUCUUCAUGGAAACAAUACAAAUUUUGUCAGUCUGAGAAAAAAGAAGAAAAAGAAAAUCUCUCCAGUAUGGAGAACACCUAUGUCAUCAUUCCAGUCUACAAUGCCAAAUACUGCUGAAAAAGAACAUAUAAUUGUCCUUGAUACAAAUGUAUUUAAUUAUAUGAAGUAUGGUAAUGAAAUAUAUGGGAAGACUUUAAAAGAAUUUAACAUUGAGAGUAAAGAGAUAGUUAAUGAUGAUAUCACCACCCUAUGCCUAAGAGGUCCUCAGACAAGUUCUCAUUCUGAUCACUUGGAAAAAGUAAAGGAAUUAAUUGAGGAAUUUUCAUAUUCUCUUUCCCUUGAGCUUCGAAAAGAAACAUUAUCUUUAGAUGGAAAAGAUAUGGAAAAGAGGCAACACAUUAGAUUGGCAUGCCAAAUGUUGGAGCCUCAGUUUCCCCAGAUUCUGGUUAAAUAUCAUUCUAAGCAUAUUGACAUCAUAGGGAAUUCUACUGAUACCUAUCAAUUUAAAAAACUUGUCAUGCAAUCUGUAGGGGGAAAAAAAGUAACUUCACCAAGUACAGUGCUACUAGAUAAAGUGUCUAAGGACUCUUAAACCUUUCCUCACAACCAAUAAUUUUUUAGGAAAAGAUAGACUUAAAUCUAUCUUUAGAAGAUCUAGAGGAUCAUCAUUAUGCUUCUGUCAAUAUCAUAAACAUGUAGAAAAAUAUGGAUUGGUUCCAAAUAAAAUUCCAACACAAAUCACGCUAGAUUGACACAACAUAUUUUAAAAUCAUAUCAUCAUUAAUAAGUAUCGACUUGGUAAGACUACUUGAUUUUUCAAUAUUCUCUUCAAUUGUGAGCAUGCGAUUCCUUUGGUUUUCUCCUUAAGAUUUCUUUCCCAGAAAACCAUCCUUAUGACAAAGGGAAAAUAUAAAGAUGACAGAAAAACAAAAUCAGUAGAACUAGUCAAUAUUGAAAAAAACUAUGACGUUUAAUGCAAUGUUCCAGACACACAACACCCUACCAUCUCAGUUCUUCUUUAAAGGGUUGAUGAGAUUUCUUCUUUGUUUCAUCAUUAUAAUUUCACAACAUUCAGUUUUGAUAGUUUUGUAAUUGUUAUUUCUA
Molecule: messenger RNA, 1809 nt
Organism: Gracilinanus agilis (Agile Gracile Mouse Opossum)
Lineage: Eukaryota; Metazoa; Chordata; Mammalia; Didelphimorphia; Didelphidae
Gene: RBM43
Product: RNA binding motif protein 43
Exons: 5
Coding region: 173-1297 (374 amino acids)
Molecular function (GO): RNA binding
Source: RefSeq, a predicted model, not a curated record